This is a messenger RNA of Cephus cinctus (wheat stem sawfly), 950 nucleotides long. It is a transcript of the gene Coa7, whose product is annotated as cytochrome c oxidase assembly factor 7 homolog. Gene Ontology annotation, molecular function: protein binding. Lineage: Eukaryota; Metazoa; Arthropoda; Insecta; Hymenoptera; Cephidae. Gene Ontology annotation, cellular component: mitochondrial intermembrane space. Bases 111 to 809 code for a protein of 232 amino acids. The record is from RefSeq and is a predicted model, not a curated record. The transcript is spliced from 3 exons.
CAGCGCUACUGUCUCCGUCGGUAAGAUAGUCCGUUUUAAUUUACGGUUAUACAAAUUCGUGAGUUCCAAUUUUUGGAAUCUUAUAUAUAAGAAUAGUUGUGUGACGAACGAUGGGUACUGAUUUUAAGAGCGAGAAGGAAGUGCAGGACUACUUGAAGAACCUUUAUAUAGAAUAUAAAUUUGGAUGUUAUCAUGACAAGAAUGCAGAAACGUGUCACUUACUGGGAGAUUAUGAGGAGAGUAUCAAAAAGGACGAUGCUAAGGCAGGGGAAGUUUACAAGAUGAAUUGUGAUACGUAUAAUUAUGGAAAGAGUUGUGUACGAUACGGGAGCUAUUCGUUCCUCGGUAAGGGAUGCAAAGAGGACCGAUUAACAGGAUACAAGUACUUCAAGAAAGCGUGCGAAACAGAUAAUCCAGAAGGAUGUACAAACGCUGGCAUUAUGGCAGUUUCCAAUGAAGAUUUUGACGAAAAGGACAGAUCGACGCAAGUUAAUAAUGGCGUCGCUAUGUUGAAAAAAGCCGCCGAAGUGUUUAACAAUGAAAAAGCUUGCUUCUAUUUGUCAGGUAUUUACAUUAGAGGGAUAGAAGGACAUUUAGAGAAAAAUCUAAAGGAGGCUUAUAAAUACUCUACAAAAGCUUGCGAGCUUGGAAAUCCAUAUGCGUGUGCAAACGUGGCACAAAUGUACACGCGGGGCGAGGGCGUUGAUAAGAACGCAGAUGAGGCAGCUUCUUACAAACAACGUGCGUUAGAAUUACAUAAAGAAAUUAAACAUGGUAAGAGGAGUGUUGAAUUCCAACAAGGGCUCUGAGUCUAUUAUCUUUUAAUUAUAACAUCAAUUGUAGUAUUAUUUAUUAGCAAGAACUUGCAAUGAUUAAAAGACUAUCGGGACUACCUCUAAGUUAUUACAAUUUUUUCAAAUAUAUUAUUUAAUAAAUUGUAAAUCUCGUUA